This is a messenger RNA of Batrachochytrium dendrobatidis JAM81, 1288 nucleotides long. Its product is annotated as S-methyl-5-thioribose-1-phosphate isomerase MRI1. Gene Ontology annotation, molecular function: S-methyl-5-thioribose-1-phosphate isomerase activity. The record is from RefSeq and is a predicted model, not a curated record. The coding region runs from base 15 to 1214 and encodes 399 amino acids. The transcript is spliced from 6 exons. Lineage: Eukaryota; Fungi; Chytridiomycota; Chytridiomycetes; Rhizophydiales.
GCAACUGCAAUACAAUGACAUCUACUCCUACUCUGCAAGCCAUCAAGUACAGUAGAGGACAUUUGGAUAUUCUUGACCAGUUAAUUCUACCAUUUGAAUCUGUUUAUGAAACCAUCAAAACUGCUCAUGAUGGAUAUAAUGCCAUCAAGACUAUGAAAGUCAGAGGUGCACCUGCGAUUGCCAUUGUUGCUGCCUUGUCACUUGCUGUUGAACUCCACAGCGAAACCACUCAUCGAUCAUCUGCUGCAUUCAAGACACCACAAGAUGCUGUCGAUUUUAUCAGUGAUCGUCUCACUCUACUCAAAACAUCUCGUCCAACAGCUGUGAAUUUAUUUGAAGCUGCCGAUCGUUUACUACGUACUGUUCAGGAUGCUGCCACGAAAGCAGCUAAAGAUCUAGUUGAUAAUCCAAUUGCUGUUAUUGUAAAGGCAUACAUGGAUACUGCUGAAGCCAUGCUUCAACAGGACAUUCAAGACAAUAUGAAUAUUGGCAGGUUUGGUGCCCAGUUUAUUCAGGAUCAUGCAGUGAAGCAUCAAGGAUCCAAGGUCAGAGUGUUGACUCAUUGCAAUACUGGAAGUCUUGCUACUGCUGGAUGGGGCACUGCUCUUGGUAUCGUUCGUGAGCUGCACUCUCGCGACAAGCUUGAUCAUGCCUUUUGCACGGAAACCAGACCAUACAAUCAAGGCGCUCGUUUAACUGCAUAUGAGCUUGUCUAUGAACAGAUUCCCUCCACGCUUGUAUGCGACAGCAUGGCCUCUGCAUUGUUAAGGGAAAAGAGCAUUGCUGCCAUUGUCGUUGGUGCUGACAGAGUGGCUGCCAAUGGAGAUACUGCAAACAAGAUUGGAACUUACCAGCUGGCUAUCAUUGCCAAGUACCACAAUGCUUUGUUCAUCGUGGCUGCUCCUUCCACUUCAAUCGAUCUCGAAACUCAAAAUGGCGAAGCCAUUGAAAUCGAGCAACGAUCUGCUCUUGAAGUCACUCAUAUUCGUGGUAAAACUCUGGACGAUGAGGCCAAUGUCAAAGAGCAUCAGUUUAACGAGAGCAUGACCACCACUUUGAUAGAAAUUGCUGCUCGCGGUAUUGAUAUCUGGAAUCCUGCCUUUGAUGUUACGCCUGCAUCACUCAUCUCCGCUAUUGUUACUGAACGAGGUGUAAUUCUUAAAAAGCCUGGUCAUGACGAAUUUUCUAUCAAGGAAUUUUUGUCUACUCAUUAGAUUUGACAAUCGACAUGUACAUGCUUGGAUUCGCAUUUUUUAUGCAAAUGAAGUUUGGUUGAAUCCUUGAUAAA